GCAGAGGCGGUUUCCUCCGAUGUAAACUGUCUCUUAACCAGUCGCAAUACUUGCAGAGGGAAGAAGACACCGGAGUUGUUGCCGUCGCCGCCAGUUGCACGAACCUAACAUGCAGUGACUCCAUUAGCCUUUUUUAUUUCUUUCGCAUUUGCAAUAUGAAGAAUGGAAGAAGACGAUGUUUCUAUCCGAGAGCAGAAUUUCCACAGCCAAGUUCGAGAGUACAUCAUCUGCUUCCUCCUGUUCGCAGUCCUCUACAUUGUGUCCUACUUCAUCAUAACGAGAUACAAGAAGAAGAGCGAUGACCACGAAGAUGAAGAUGCGGUUGUCAAUAGAAUAUCGUUAUACCUGUGCACUUUCACGCUGGCAGUGUCUGGUGGUGCCGUCUUCCUGCUGCCUUUCUCCAUCAUCAGUAACGAGAUCCUCCUCUCCUUCCCCAAAAACUAUUACAUUCAGUGGCUCAAUGGCUCCCUCAUUCAUGGUCUGUGGAACCUGGUGUCGCUGUUCUCCAACCUGUGUCUCUUUGUCCUGAUGCCCUUUGCCUACUUCUUCCUGGAGUCUGAGGGAUUCGCAGGUUCUAAAAAGGGCAUUAAGGCGCGUAUCCUGGAGACCUUUGUGAUGCUCUUCCUGCUGGCUUUGCUCAUCCUGGGCAUCGUGUGGGUGGCGUCGGCGCUCAUCGACAACGACGCGGCCAGUAUGGAGUCGCUCUACGACCUUUGGGAGUUUUACCUACCAUACCUCUACUCCUGUAUAUCUCUGAUGGGAGGACUGCUUUUACUCAUGUGCACUCCUGUGGGAUUGUCGAGGAUGUUCACCAUCAUGGGCCAGUUGCUGGUGAAGCCAACAAUCCUGGAGGACCUGGAUGAGCAGAUUUACUGCAUCCAUUUGCAGGAGGAGGCCCUUCAGAGGAGAUUAAACGGAUCGUCCUCCUAUACUUUUUCUCGAGGAAACUUUACUAUGCAGCUCAACAAAGACCUGGACAACAUUAGAAAUCUGAAGAAUAAAUUGGAGAGAAGAAAGAAGGCGUCCGGUUGGGAGAAGAACUUGUUGUAUCCGAUAGUGAUGCUGAUCCUGCUCGCAGGAACGGUGAGUGCAGUCAUUAAGCCCAGAAUGUUGACUCUUGGCGUAUACAGCCGGGCCGCUGGCCAUUGGGACCAACACCCUGUACCCCAAAUCCUAUCCUCUAUCAUUGGUUGCUGUGUCUCCAUUUUGGUCCUGAGUUCCGCCCUGCCAGUGAUGUCCAGGACUCUAGGUAUUACCAGGUUUGAUCUCCUGGGAGACUUCGGGAGAUUUAAUUGGCUGGGAAACUUUUACAUCGUCCUUUCGUACAACCUGCUAUUUGCGGUCGUGACAACACUCUGUCUUGUGAGAAAAUUCACCUCGGCAGUACGGGAAGAGCUUCUGAAGGCCUUAGGUCUGGAUAAAUUGCAACUGUCAAACAGCCCCACGGACCCUGAAUCUGGAAAGCUCUCCGCCAACGGGCAUCAGAAAACUCUGUGAAAAGGGACGAUGGAUCAGCGCACACACACACACACACACACACACACCUUAGCAGCCGAAGGGAGAUUUCGACAGUACUGGCUGACUACUGAAAGGUAAAAGGGAUUGGAAGGAACUUAAUAAACCCGAGCAGUGUCUGACGGAUGCUGCGAAGGGAGGCCGGGAGCAAUUUAGCUUCGUGACAUUCCAUCCUCUGCGUCUGGGACGGAGCCAGGGACGAGGCCGAGGAGGGAAGUACACUGGCAUCACUGCAGGGACCUUGACGUUGACCUCAGCCGCGACUGUGACUUCAAGCCACCCAUGUCUUGCUUCAGGGCGCCCCCCCCCCCUCUCCCUCACCCCCCUCUCUCCAGUAUUGCUUCCUGUUUACUGUUUUUUUUUUUCUUCCACAUGGGUACUUUUUUAUGUCUGUGUGUGUGUGUCUGUGUGUGUGCGUGAUAGAUACAUGAGCAGUUGUCUGUAGUCUGUUUUGCAAAAUGAUGCAGGCUUGAUAAAAAGGUGUCAGUCAGUUUUUUUUUUUCUUUCUUUUUUUAAAGCUUAUGAUGUGAAAAUGACAAAAUGUGCUUUGUGAAGCAUGCAGUCAGUCAGUCAGUCAGUUAUUCUCUCCUCUCAUCCAAUAUAUAAAACUGUCAUCCAUACGAUUCACAUAUGAAUUUGCACUAUCCCAACUGAUGGGCUUCAUUCGUCUUCUUAUUUGGCUUGACAGAAGUGAGCUUUAACUUUAUUGAUGAUGUCGUUAGUUUGUAUGAAGUAGGGUAUGAAGUUUUUUUUAGGUGCUCUUGAUUAGACUUGAGCUACUCUACAAAUGGGAAACUAUACUGGAGUUGCAUCCGCUUCAGUUCCAAAGAGCAGAAUGCUUCAGUGCAUUUGUAGCUGAGCUUGUGGUUGGAAUUACGAGAAUUCUAUUUUGCACAUGUUAAAAUAAAAACACCAUCACAUUUCUGCUCAUCCCCCCCCCCCCCCCCCCAAAAUAAAUACAUAUUUAAAUUCACAUGGCACAUACAAAAAUUGUCAAAUAGUUCAAUAGGUCAUUUUUGUAAAUGUUGUAUUUACAUGUAAAUAUCACUGUGUGUUUCAUACCUCUUUUGCAUUAUUUAGAUGUAAAUAUUUGGCUCUUGUCGAGUCCAAUAAGGGUCUGACUCACUAAGCAAUCUGUACUUUGUUGUAUAUAUUUUUUAUGGACACCUCAAUCUAAUGCAAACCUGUAACUUCGCAUACAGAAUGCAGGCGUGAUAAUGUGCAACUUUGCAGCCGGUAGAAAGACUUGGUGACUCAGGCCCGAUUUACAUGUAGUUGUAUCGCUGCAUAUACUUCUAAACUGUGACGUUAUUUGUCUCCAGAACCACCUUAAAUGCCUUAAACGACAAGCAUCUCGCAGGCUUAAUGUUAAGGUUGUUUCUUGUUCCGUGUCGUUUGUUCACGUGCACGUACACAGGUGUACGGGUGCAUCUGGACAUUUCCACUGUGAGCCAGCUCGAUAUAAUGUACACAUCGCUCUUUGCCAUGAAUGUUUUUUCACAGUGGCUCUUAUGAAGUGAGAAGCUUCCUUCAUGUGCUAGCAUUGGGUUGGUUGAUGUAACGACGUCAUCUCUGGCGUUGUACCACAUGUGUUUUCAUCAUGACUUGAUUAAUUGAGAAGUUCUUUCUAUCUGCAUUUGGAACUUGUUUCUUGGGACAGGGAAUGUUUUACUCAAAGCUGUCUACCUUUGCUUGCAGUUUUACCCACAUUCUUAACUGGCUAAAACUCGUACGGAGUGUGCAAUUUCAUUUGGGGCUGUGAAUAAUUAACGUGGUCUGCAGUGAUUUGGCAAAGCAAAACGAGAUAUUAUAAAUUAGCAAGAUAUCACUUUAAAUGUCAAGUAAAUUAGUGAAGGUAUGAAAAGAAAUGUAUGACUUGAUUUGGAUGAACUACAUUAACUAUAUGGCUUGCGUUAGAUUUUUUCCAAUUCCAUCAUGGUGGUGCAGACAUCCUUUCCGCUGCAGACUUCACAUUGAAUUGCACCUCCCCUAAUAAAACAUCGCAUAAAGACUUGGGAGACAUUUCCUAUUCAAGCUAACUUAAGUUUUUAGUAGAGUACAUUUCAUGUCGGAUUUCAAAAGUUGUGUUCUGUAAGUGAAGCAGCUUUAUUUCUGUCAUGUCAGUUGGUCGCUGGAUGUCAGUUUUAGUACAUUUUCUGAAUGUGUUUUUUUUACAAUUUCUCAGUCUGCUAAAUGUAUUUUUAGUUGUUUUUGAUGUCUUUGUUUGCAAAUAAAUGUAGAAAAAUG
This is a messenger RNA of Pungitius pungitius (ninespine stickleback), 3762 nucleotides long. RefSeq names its product limb development membrane protein 1 (gene lmbr1). Gene Ontology annotation, molecular function: transmembrane signaling receptor activity. Gene Ontology annotation, biological process: signal transduction. Gene Ontology annotation, cellular component: plasma membrane. The coding region runs from base 163 to 1497 and encodes 444 amino acids. NCBI's taxonomy places the organism in Eukaryota, Metazoa, Chordata, Actinopteri, Perciformes, Gasterosteidae. The transcript has 14 exons. The record is from RefSeq and is a predicted model, not a curated record.